Messenger RNA from Choloepus didactylus (southern two-toed sloth), 3330 nucleotides. It is a transcript of the gene UBASH3A, whose product is annotated as ubiquitin associated and SH3 domain containing A. Gene Ontology annotation, cellular component: cytoplasm. The coding region runs from base 1 to 1875 and encodes 624 amino acids. Gene Ontology annotation, biological process: negative regulation of T cell receptor signaling pathway. Lineage: Eukaryota; Metazoa; Chordata; Mammalia; Pilosa; Megalonychidae. The record is from RefSeq and is a predicted model, not a curated record. Gene Ontology annotation, molecular function: protein binding. The transcript is spliced from 14 exons.
AUGGCGGCCGGCGAGGCGCAGCUCUACGCCAAGGUCUCCAGCAAGCUCAAAGGCCGGAGCUCCCCCCCGGCCCUGGAGGCCCUCCUGGCGCUGGGCUUCCCGGCGCACACCGCGCUCAAAGCGUUGGCAGCUACUGGAAGGAAGACGGCAGAGGAGGCAUCUGACUGGCUGUGUUGUCAUGGCAACGACCCUUCUCUAGAUGACCCCAUCCCACAGGAAUAUGCUCUUUUCCUCUGUCCCACGGGAACCAUGCUGGAAAAUCUCCAGGAGUUCUGGAGAGAGAGCAAGCGUCAGUGUGCAAAGAACAGAGCUCACGAGAUCUUCCCCCAUGUGACACUUUGUGACUUCUUCACGUGCGAAGACCAGAAAGUGGAGUGUUUGUACGAGGCUCUGAAGAGAGCUGGGGACAAGGUCCUGAGCUCCUUCCCGUCUUCCGUCCCCCUGGUCCUCCACUCGUCCGUCAGCUACCUCGGCUUCUUCAUCAAUGACAGUCCCGCAGACACCCUCCGGGAAUUCGCGGUGACGUUCGCCACGGAAGCGUCUGUCUUAGCAGACUGCAUCGUGAAGCCUUGCACCAAGCAGCUGCACCUGACCCUGGCCCACAAGUUCUACCCCCACCACCAGAGGACGCUGGAGCAGCUGGCCAGGGCUCUCUGCCCAGACCCCGGCUGCCAGUGGACGGCCGCGCUCUACUCCCGAGACAUGCGGUUCGUGCACUACCACACCUUGAGAGCGCUGUUCCAGUAUAAACCCCAGAACAUGGACGAGCUGAUGCUAAGUCCUGGCGAAUACAUCUUCGUGGACCCAACUCAGCAGGAAGAAGCCAGCGUAGGCUGGGUGAUUGGGAUCUCACAGCGGACGGGCUGCCGAGGCUUCCUGCCCGAGAACUACACGGAGCGAGCCAGUGAGUCCGACACCUGGGUCAAACACAGGACGUACACCUUCAGUCUGGCCACAGACCUCAACCCCAGAAAGGACGACGGAGCUAGCAGCCGCCGAAACGGGGAACUUCGUCCUCCGCAAACGCCCAGGGAUGCUAGCAGCGUGCUGGCCCUGCAGGCCGCGAUAAUGAGGAGAAGUGUCCUGGUGGUGCGCCACGGAGAGAGAGUGGAUCAGAUCUUCGGGAAGUCAUGGCUGCAGCAGUGCACCACCCCAGAUGGAAAAUACUACAGGCCGGACCUGAACUUCCCUUGCAGUCUGCCCAGAAGGAGCAACGGGAUCAAAGAUUUUGAGAAUGACCCGCCGUUAUCAUCGUGUGGAAUCUUCCAGUCCAGGCUUGCAGGGGAAGCACUGCUGGACAGUGGCGUCAGAAUCACCUCCGUGUUCGCCUCCCCAGCCCUCCGCUGCGUGCAGACAGCCAAGCACAUCCUAGAAGAACUCAGACUGGAGAAAACAAUGAAGAUAAGAGUGGAACCUGGAAUCUUUGAAUGGACAAAAUGGGAAGCCGGCAAAAUCAUCCCACACGUCAUGACACUGGCCGAGCUGAGAGAGGCGAAUUUCAACGUGGACCUUGAUUACAAGCCUGCAUUUCCGCUCUCCUCCCUGACGCCGGCCGAGGGCUACGACAAGUACGUCAACAGGUGCUUGGUGAGCGUGGAGUGGAUCGUCAGCACCUGCGCUCAGGACGUGGGCAUGAUCCUGAUUGUGAGCCACGGCUCCGCGCUGGACUCCUGCACACGGCCCCUCCUCAGGCUGCCACCCCGGGACAGCGGGGACUUUGCCCAGCUAGUGAGAAAGAUCCCUUCUCUGGGUAUGUGCUUCUGCGAAGAGAAUAAAGAGAAAGGGAAGUGGGAGAUGGUGAACCCACCUGUGAAGGCCCUGACCCAUGGGUCAAACGCAGCGUUUAACUGGAGGAAUUGGAUCCAGGGCAGCUGAGAGCACCGACUGCUGGCGGUGGUGGUUGUUUUAAAUAACUUCAUAAUGAAGAGGUGACAAGUAUUGGCUGAGGCUGUAAAAUACUGUUAUUGUGAAGGUAUUUUGGUCUUGCCUGAUGUGAUUUGUCAAAGCACAAAAUGCACUUUCACAUUCCGGGACAUCUGCUGUGGGCUUUCACCUCGGCGCCUCCCACCUGAGAACCCGCUCACCUGCGAGCUCAGGUGCGUGGAGCUCAGAGCAGGUGGCAGGUGACGGAGCCACGUUGCCAGUACGUGCCCCGAGGGUCCGUGACAUGAAGGAAGAGGUGUGGCUUGGAGUGCAAAUGAGUAGCCAUGACUCUAAUUUCCAGAAUUAAAGACCCAUCACACGUUUUCAAACGGGAUGUCUUCACUUUAUUUUGUAUGCUCUUAUUCUUCAAGUUGCCAUCAUUUUUCCUUUUUCCAUUCCACUCAAUCUUUAGGUAUGAGCGAUUUUAGGCCAAAAAAAGGUAUGAUCUUCAAUAAAAUUGUACAAGAAAGCCACCCACCAGAUUAAAAGUGGGGAGCUGCUGUUUGGGGUCCACACCCGUGAUUCGGUUUCCUGUGGCUGCUGUAACAAAUUAGCAUGAGCUCAGUGGCUGAAAACUAUACACACUUAUUCUCUGUCAGUUCUGGGGGUCAGAAGUCCUCCAGAGGGCCAGCAGGCUGCGUUCCUUCUGGAGACUCCUGCGGAGAGCCUGUUUUCUUGCCUUUUCCAGCUUUUUUGCAUUCCUUGGCCGGGGACCCUGCACCCUCCAUCUUCAAAGCCAGCAGCGACGCCGCCUCCAGGCUCUCUCUGCCCUGCGCUGCUUUGCCCCCUGCCAUCUGCGGCUGACAUCCGGCCCCACUAAUUCAAGGACGCUCCUUGGUAUCGUUUUGUUAAAUCCCUAACUUAAUCACAUCUGCAAAGUCCCUUCGCAGGUUCUGGGUUUAGGAUGGGGGCAUCUUUGGGAGUGGGGGUGGGGCUGGGUGCCGUUACACAGCUGACCCACCCACGCCAUCCUUCGCUCGCAGUGGGGCUGCUCGCACGGGGCCUGGAAGGAUUUGGGACGGCUCCCCUGGUGUGGGGCUUUUUCCUAAGAAGCCAUGUAUGUGCGCUUCUACGACUUUGACUUUGAAAAAAUGUGCCCUUCGUGGGAUGUCACAGCAAUUACCAUGAAGUUUUUCUCACCACUAAUUUUUUUUUUAAUUGAGGCAAAUUUCACAUUACAUGAAAUUAAACCCUUUAAAGUGGAAAAUCUGGAGGCGUUUGGCGUUUGCUGGGCAAACACCACCGUGUAGGUCGUUGACGCCUCCUUUUCGCCCUCCUGGUCAAGGGGGGGCUGGGUGAGGAGUGGGGCAGUGGGUGCUGCCUGAGGGGGAGAGAGGAGCCAGGACGGAGCAGCUGAUGAGGGUCUCCCCAGUGGGUCCUCUCCCGGCCUGCACAGGUCCCCCCAGC